ACAACAACAACAACAAAAAUGUCACCUGAAAAAUUUAAAAUGAAGAAGAAGAGGCCUGACAACAAAUGCAUUCCUCCACGGAACUGCUUAUUUUGAGUAUUUACUAGUUUAAUUGUCGUGCCUCUCUUAUUCACAUAAAGGUUUUGUAGUUUCAGUGGGAAAGCUACUUUAAUCCCAUCUUUGUCAUUCAGUUACUUCUAAAACUAGCCAGCUGUGGCUGUGCAGCUAGCUACCUGGCUAACAGCAGCUAGCAGCAGCAACUCUUCAACGCCGGUGUGAGAAGAUGGACUCAAGUGCCUUCACGGCCGCUUCCAAAGGUGAACUCUUACCUCAAGUGUCGCUGCGCCUCCUCGUCCCACCUUUCCAGCUUAUGGCAGCCUCCAUGUGGCAUGUAGUGAAGAAACAAGAUGUCAUGAACUACUGGAAAGUGGCAGAGUUUGUCUCUUUGGUGAUGGACAUGGUCCCAGAGCUGCUAAUGUACAAGCACAGGACGCAGCUGAACCUGGGAUUAAGAGCCAGGUAUAUUCUUGAGUUGUGCCGAAGUGAACAGUUUAUGGAACCUGACUUCAUUCUGUCCCAUCUGGACCAGAUUAAACCACGACUCCCCACUCUGGUGAAAGAAUCACAAGAGGAGGAAGUUGUGCUUCACUUUCUUGAGUUGAUCCAGAAUCUGCUCAAAGAUCCUGAAGAGAGACGAGACUUUUUCUCGGACGUCUUCCCGGCUGAGUUUGGACCUCAGUACGACAGUGAUCUGCAGAUGCUGUUUUCAGAGUUCCUCUGUCGGCUGGCUCAGCUGUUGCCAGUUCCUGACCUUGAGCAGACUGUUUCCUGGCUCGGAGCUGAAGGCUCCGUGUUGGAGGAUUGUGUGCGUUCAGUCUCUGAGCCAACAGACCUAAAGUAUUUGCUCCAGCACCACAGACAGCUUGGGCAUUUGGAGCAGCAUGUUCCACCUUCCAGCAUGGGUGACAGCAUCCUGUCCUCCCUCUCUGCAGCUCCCCCCAGCAGAGCGGCAAAACCUACAGAACAACCCAACCAAUCGGAUCCACUGCAAGGCCUCAGUGAUGACGCACACACUGUAUCAUUCGUGGAUGACGUAUCCGUUGAAAUAAUCACAGUGACAGAUUACGCAGAGGUUGAAUUAGACACAAGCGACGACAUCAAGGUGGUGAUGGGAGAAAACUGCUUUGAAGGACCCGACACUGAUUUGCUGGUAGUGCUUCCUGAAGAGAUGACCACGGAAGAAGAAGUGGGUGAAGCAGAGGAAGACGCCGCACAAGAUAAAGAAGCAAGUGGUUUGGCAAACAUCAUCCAUCCAGAGGUUAACAACAACGACUCCCAACAGAAAGUCUCUGCUGGACUUCAUGACUGCCCGGACUGCGAGAAGAAAUUUAAGUUUGCUUCUUCGCUAAUCGCCCACAGGGUCAUCCACACCGGCGAACGCCCCCACCGGUGCAAUGACUGUGGGCGCUGCUUCUCUUUCAGGCAGUCGCUCGACAGGCACAGACAUACGCACAAAACUGGACGCAAGUACAACUGCGUUAUCUGCCGGGAGACCUUCCACUCCUUGUCAGCCCGCACAGAGCACAAGCAAACACACAUGGAAGACGGCGUUUACACGUGUCAUCAGUGCAACAAGACAUUUAACUGGGAGCUGGCACUUGCGAGGCACCUAAAAACUCACACUGAUGAUCACAAGCCUACCGAAGGCCACGAGGAGGUGUCAGGGGAGGAACAUGUCAGCGAGACUCCUGCUGCACCAGACGGCCAGCUGCAGACGGAUGAUCCUGAUGAUCCUGAUGAUCCUGGGAAUGCAGAGGUUCAGAGAGGUGAGCGUCUCACCUCUGAGUCUGGAGGCACGGUCCCUGUAAUGGACAGUCAAGUCAUUUCCCUGGUGAAGGUCCGCACAAGUGAGCGUAAACGCAAACCAACCAUGAAGAUCCAGGUGAUAAAUUUACAGAAGCACAUGGCCACUAAAAGAAGGACGGAGAUCAGUAAGGCCAAGCCCCGAGAGCUGAAGCCUUUCAAUUGUGCAGAGCACUCUUACGGGUCGCCCAUGGUCUCAUCCAAGGACGGUGAUGAGAAAGGUUCUGCAGCCGACGUCCCCUGUCCUGAGUGCUCCUUCCACCACUCAGAAGAAGCAGAGGUCCAGCAGCACAUUGACAAGGUCCACUUUGUGGAGGCUGAGGAAGACGAGCUGUGCUUUCAGCCCCUCACAGAUGAAGAGGGACGUUUUAGUUGUCCAGACUGUGAGAAGAGCUUCAAGUUCCAAUCGUUGCUUAAAGCCCACCAGCGCAUCCACACAGGCGAGCAGCCCUUCCUGUGUUCUCAGUGCGGACGCCGCUUCUCCUUCAAACAGUCCCUGGAGAGGCACAAGCAGACGCACAAGUCCGGGCGCAAGUACGAGUGCCUGAUAUGCGGGGAGGUCUUCAAGUCCCUGGUGGCUCAGAGGGAGCACAAGAGCACCCACAUGGAGAACGGAGAGUACCUGUGUUCGGAGUGUGGCCGGGCGUUCGCCUGGAAGUCUGCACUGGUGAGACACCUGAAGACGCACGGCGAGGAGGCCAUCAAGGUGGAGCGCUCUUACAAAUGCCCUCGCUGUGACCUGGGCUUCAGCUGUGCCAGCUACCUCAACCGGCACCUCCAGACUCACCAAGAGGAAAGAGUGCACACCUGCAACUGUGGAAAGAGCUUCGCCUACCGGGCAGCUCUCACUGCACAUCAACGCAUCCAUCAAAAGGAGCGGCCGCACAUAUGUACGCAGUGCGGCAAGGGAUUCCUCUACAAGGGGGGCUUGUUGAGCCACAUGAAGAUCCACUCAGAGGAAAUGCCCUUCAUGUGUUCCUUCUGUGGUAAAAGCUUCAAGAGGGAGCGCAACAUGAAGAAGCACGAGCGCUGCCACACCAGGGAAAACGUCUUCAGCUGCUCGCAGUGCGACAAGAGUUUUGUCUACAAGGCGACUUUGAUCAGACACGAGCUGACUCAUUCAGGCGAGAGGCCGUUCCUCUGCUCCGACUGUGGGAAGGGCUUCUUUUCCCACGCUGAGCUGCUAAAGCACGAGCGUUUCCACACGGGCCACAAGCCCUUCCAGUGCCCCCACUGUGGCAAGAAGUUCACUCAGUCUUGCUACCUCACCAUCCACCUGCGCUACCACACCGGAGUCCGGCCGUACUCGUGCACAGAUUGUGACAAGAGCUUCCUCAGUGCCAACCGGCUGAAGAGACACCAGCGGACACAUUCAGGGGAAAAACCGUACGUCUGUGUGGAAUGUGGGAAGGGAUUCAGGCAGUCGUAUAAUCUCAAAAUGCAUCAACGAACACAUAGCAUGAAGUUAAAAUAGUCAAGACUUUACUGAUCUGACGUGUAAAUCGUAUAAAUGAUGUUAGAGUGGGACAAAAGCAACUAGCUGGAUUAUUGGGACUUUAUUUUGCAUGCAAUUGCACUGAACUGCAUCAGGUUCACGUUGAAUGUUUUCCUGGUUGUUAGGAUUAAAGUACAGAGCCGAGGAAUGUGUGUCUUCUCAAAUGAUGUUGACUCGGUCUUCAAAUAAUGAACAGAAAAAGGUUUUUACAUAAAUCCAAUCUUUAUUGUGGGCAUGUUUUACAACAGAACAUUUAACACUGCUUUGGAAAAGAAGCUUUAAACAUUUUUGUGCUAGAACAAGAUUUCAGAGUAACACAAACAUAGUGCAGACUCGUCUCCGGUCAGUAGUACAGGUUGCGGCUCCACCGCCUGGUCCCGCUCCACUUACACAACUUUGUUUUCCACCGGAUAUUACCAACUCCAUUGGAAGGUGUGGAGUACGGCGUAGUUUUGCCAGCUUCCUUGUUUUAAAUCUG
This is a messenger RNA of Cottoperca gobio, 3836 nucleotides long. RefSeq names its product zinc finger protein 11-like. Gene Ontology annotation, molecular function: DNA-binding transcription factor activity, RNA polymerase II-specific; RNA polymerase II transcription regulatory region sequence-specific DNA binding. The transcript has 9 exons. Gene Ontology annotation, biological process: regulation of transcription by RNA polymerase II. Gene Ontology annotation, cellular component: nucleus. Bases 284 to 3337 code for a protein of 1017 amino acids. Lineage: Eukaryota; Metazoa; Chordata; Actinopteri; Perciformes; Bovichtidae. The record is from RefSeq and is a predicted model, not a curated record.